AUGGAUUCUCCAAGAUUCUCCCAAUUUGACGUCUCAGUCACUACCUACAGAACCAUCCAGAACCAUGAAAUUCAAGCCUAUGUUUUAAUUCCCAAAAACAUAUCUCCCGGAAAACAUCCUCUGAUCGUGAAAAUUCACGGUGGAGGCUCCGUAGCUAAACCCCCACAAACAUCCUCCCUAUCCCCCACUAACAACCCCCAGGUAGCCGGCUCCGGCAUCUACCCCAUCUGGUUCGCGCAAUACCUCCUUACGCUCGCGCUCCAAAACUCCGCCAUCAUCAUCGCCCCCAACUACCGCCUUCUCCCCGAAUCCUCCGCCCCAGAAAUGAUCUCCGACAUCUCCAACUUCUGGACCUGGCUCCGCACUCCUGCAUUCCAAAAUUCUCUCCCUUCUACUAUCACCGCCGAUCUUUCCCGCACCCUUCUAUAUGGUGAUAGCGCUGGCGGCCAUCUAGCCGUAUUAUCCGCAUUGACAGAGCCGGAAAACACCAUCAAAGCUUGUAUAGCAGCAUAUCCCCAAUUAGAUAUCGAAUCUGAAUGGUUCAACGAGAAAUUCGAAAAACAUCCGUUCGGGGUUCCCAUGCUACCCACUUCGAUUCUAGAUGGGCAUUUGGAGGCGAUGGAUCCGGAGACUAGUAAAAGGGAACUUUGUUCGGAUACUCAGGAUCCGACUGAGAGGCUUAGUUUAAUUCUUGUGGCGAUGCAGCAGGGAAGGUUCAAGGAGAUGUUUGGGGAUGAGGAACAUGUUUAUCCUUUUCGGGUGCUGGAAAAGGUUGCGGGGGAGAAAAAGAGGAAUGGGGAGGGAAAGGGAAAAGUACCGUAUCUGUGGAUAUAUCAUGGGGAUGGAGAUAGCGUGUUACCGGUUGAAGGAAGCACGAAAUUUGCGGGGAAGUGGAGCGAGGAGUUUGGUGAGGAGAGUCUUAAAUUUUAUGUGGAGACGGGGGCGGAACAUGGGUUUGACUGUGAAGCGGAUGUUGAUGUGGGAUGGGUGAAGGAUGGAUUGGAGGUUGUGAAGGGGGUAUGGUUGGGGUAG
Sclerotinia borealis F-4128 is the source of this 1032-nucleotide messenger RNA. NCBI's taxonomy places the organism in Eukaryota, Fungi, Ascomycota, Leotiomycetes, Helotiales, Sclerotiniaceae. The record is from the annotation of a GenBank genome assembly.